This is a messenger RNA of Cyphellophora europaea CBS 101466, 2022 nucleotides long. RefSeq lists its product as uncharacterized. The transcript has 9 exons. NCBI's taxonomy places the organism in Eukaryota, Fungi, Ascomycota, Eurotiomycetes, Chaetothyriales, Cyphellophoraceae. Bases 1 to 2022 code for a protein of 673 amino acids. The record is from RefSeq and is a predicted model, not a curated record. Gene Ontology annotation, molecular function: oxidoreductase activity; copper ion binding.
AUGAAGGCGACAGAGCUCCCGGUCUACCUCAUUAACGGUCAACAACCUGGUCCAUUAAUUGAGGCCGAGGAAGGAGACGAACUCGAAAUCUUUGUGCAAAAUGAUCUACCCGUUGAGCAAACCAUUCACUGGCAUGGUAUUUUGCAGGACGGAACUCCAGACAUGGACGGAGUGCCGGGUGUCACCCAGUUCCCAAUUCCAGCCACCGGAAAUUUUACGUAUCGAUUCUCUGUCGCCUCUGAAUACGGCUUCUACUGGUAUCACUCUCACUUCCGAGCGUACUACAACGAUGCUAUCCGCGGACCGUUGAUCAUUCAUCCUUCCUCUUCGCGCCGACGCCCCUUUGAGAGCCUCGCUGAGGACAAAGCAGAAUUGAGCAAGAUGCUCCAAGCUGAGAGAGGCGCAAUUCCAGUCGUUUUGGCCGACUGGUACCAUAGACCCUCAGAUAUAGUCUAUGGUGAAUAUUUCACUACUGGAGCAUUUCCUCAGUGCGUGGACAGCCUCCUGGCUAAUGGACAGGGCAGAGUACGAUGCCUACCCCAGAACGUGCUACAGGCUGGACCAGGACUGGGAAUACAGUCCGACGUUGCAAACGAUCCGCAUGAUUCAGUACCUAUGGACUCGACAAUGUCAAUGCCAUCCAUGUCAGACACCUCGAAUAGCGACAUGCCUAUGCCAACAUCUACCACUACGGCCUUGAUUUCCAUGGACUCAUCUAUGAGCAUGCGCAAGAGGUCGGAGCACAGUUCAAUGUCGAUGUCAGAUUCCAUGCCAACUGACACGAGUACGGCGUCCCCAACAGGAACAUCCAACCCCGACAUGACCACCAUGUCUGGCAUGUCUGACAUCUCAACGCUUGGCCCUAAAGGCUGCAGCAUGCCGAUGAUGUUUAAGCCAGGUUUCAAUGCCAGUUCUCUUCCGCAAGAGACAUGCAGCAACACCACCAGUGACGUCUUCAUGUUUGAUGUUGAUGCCUCACGCGGAUGGGCUGCUCUUCAUUUGGUUAAUGCAGCGGCGGUCAGCAGGAUGAGUGUUUCACUUGAUGGACACUCGAUGAUUGUGUAUGCUGCAGAUGGACUAUAUGUGGAACCGCAAGAAAUCAAAGUAUUGCACAUUUCGAUUGGCCAACGGUACUCCGUAAUGGUUAAACUUGAUCAGCAACCGGCGAUGUACUCCUUACGUUUCGCUUCAUAUCCCUAUGGCGAUAUGCAGCAAGUAAUUGAAGGUUAUGCGCUGAUGUCGUACAAGAACACCAGUAUGGACUCUCAGAUGACCGUCGUUGAGGAUCCGGCCUUAUCUUGGAUGCUGGUGAAUGGCUCUGCGAAGUUGGACGCUCCUGAACUGGACGACCACAACCUUCCACCUUUCGAAAGUGUCACACCUCCCACCGGAUCGCCUGACUUGACACAACUUUUUUCAAUCAAUCAAACUGGGAUCGUGACCUGGGUGAUUAGCGACCAGCCAUAUUCAGAGCCGAGACGCCCAAUCAUCUACGGCAAUGCUUCUGAUGCUUGGGAAUCUGCUACCACUUUACACUUGCCAGGCAAUUCGACUGUUGACCUUGUUAUGCAUGUUGCAAAUGAUUCUAUGGACGUGAUGGGACAUCCCAUUCAUCUUCACGGCCACAAGUUUUGGUUCCUUGGAGCUGGCGAGGGCAUGUUCCCGUAUGACUCUGUUGACGCUGCACCUUCAUCAAUGAUUAACUUGAAAAACCCGCCAUUUCGCGACACAAUAGACUUGCCAGCGUCUGGAUGGGCGGUUAUCCGCUAUGUCACAGAUAACCCGGGAGCGUGGCUACUUCACUGCCAUGUGCAGUGGCAUCUAGUGAGCGGAAUGGCUGUGGUCCUGGUGGAAAAUGAGCAGCAACUGUUCGGCAUGGUUGGGUCCAUUGACAACGCAGCCAACAAUCCCAACAUGACCAGCAUGGAAAAUCGCGGUGCUCCAUUGACACUCGAGGCAACACAGUCAAUCUUCCUUUUCGCCACCAUCUUGUUCACCACAUUUACCGUUUUUUACGGAUAG